UUUAACAAUAAUCUAUUGUUGAAAUUGCUAAGCGAAAAUGUUGCGAAGCGUAAGAAAAAUGUUUUUGCGAAAGUUGAGUGAUAAAGAAAAGAGGAAAAAGAGAGAGGAUAACGCUGUACCGGAUGGUCAGCCAGACAGAGAUUAUUACCCCAUUAAUAUUGACGAAAAUUUGCAUGGAGCCAAGUGUCUCCCCGUAAAAAAAGAGGAUUCACAGUUCCAUGGCAAGAAUCUAAAGAAAACAGGAACAUUUAUAGAAUUCUGUAGAAACGUAUUCUAUAAAUUCUGUUGUUGUCGCUGUAAUACAGCAGAGACUUCCGAUUCGCAGAAUUGUCAAUCGGAAGAUUCUCAGUUCGGAGUUGAUUCUUCAAAAAUGAAUAAAGACAUUAUUAAUGACUAUGAAUUUCAAGAAAUUGGAAAGGGGGCUUUUGGAACAGUUUAUUUGGCUCGCUCCAGAAACUCUGACCAAAAAGUGGCUUUGAAAACAGUCGAGAAGAAGCGCUUUUGUCUUGCACAGAGGCGCGAAUUGAAUAAAGAACGAAAAGCGUGGGCAACCGUAUCGAGCCAUCCCCACAUCGUCUCUUUAAUAUGUUUCUUCAAAACAAAUACCAGUUUCUGUUUCGUCUCCGACUUUGUGGACGGACAGGAUAUAACUCAUAGUUUAGAAAAUGACGGACCCUUCGAAGAAGCCCGAGUCAAAAUGAUCGGUGCUCAAGUGGCUUCGGCCAUAAUGUAUAUUCAUGAUCGAGGAAUCAUUCACAGAGACAUCGGGUCGAAUAACGUCAUGCUAGAUAAGUCGAAAGGAGCGCAACUGAUUGAUUUCGGUCUCUGCACAUAUGAACGAAAUCCGAAACAAUUUUACGGCACUUUCUUAUAUCUUUGUCCAGAAAUCCUCGAGGGAAAACCGUAUGACGCUUACUGCGAUUGGUGGGCAUUCGGAAUUCUCUUAUACCAAAUGUUAAUAGGAAAAACGCCGAUGGAGAUGCAUUUAGAAAAAGUCCCGAAUAUUGACAAUAUGUCCUAUAUGGAGAUAAUAAAAAGUAAGCGAUGAUAAUUUUUAGUUUGUUAACGGCAAAAAGAGAAAACGAGUGACUAAUGUAACAAUGUCUUUUCAGUCGCUCGAAACGUCCGGGUGCAGUAUUUUUUGCAUAUGUCGAUACAUGCAAUGGACGUAAUGGACGAUUUACUGGAAAAAGAUCCAGACAAACGUCUUCAAGAAUCGGACAUCAGAAGACACGUGUUCUUUCAUGAUGUCCCUUGGCCCUAAAUAAAAUGCCUAGUUAAUUAAUAAAUAUCUUCAAAAAGAAUUUUUUGAAAUAAUAAUUUUUUGUUUGAUUCUUAUAAUUAUAGUGGAUUUAAUUUAAUUGUAUCUUUAAAUGAUUUAAACCAAUCGUUCUGAAUAAA
Molecule: messenger RNA, 1401 nt
Organism: Centruroides sculpturatus (bark scorpion)
Lineage: Eukaryota; Metazoa; Arthropoda; Arachnida; Scorpiones; Buthidae
Product: putative protein kinase C delta type homolog
Exons: 10
Coding region: 38-1048 (336 amino acids)
Biological process (GO): intracellular signal transduction; peptidyl-serine phosphorylation
Molecular function (GO): protein serine/threonine kinase activity; ATP binding
Source: RefSeq, a predicted model, not a curated record